AUGUCUCUCCAGAACACCCACACAUCACCAUUUCAGCAGGUCGACUAUGCCACUGCCACCGCCGCCGCGUGCAUCGAAGCCUUGAAGCACGACGGCGCCGUCAUUGUUAAAAAGGUGCUUCCGCCCGACAUUUUGGAUCAAAUCAAACAAGAUGUCGCCCCAGCCUUUGCGCGGGACGUGCCCUUUGCCAAGUCCAACGUCUUUCCCAAGGAAACUCGCCGCGCCAACGGCCUCAUUGGCAAAUCACCCGCCUUUACCAACCAGAUCAUCGGCAACCACCUCUACCAGUCCGUCUGCGACGCGCUCCUUACAAAGUCGCACGAAAUGGUCUGGGGCGCGGAACGACAAACCAAGACGUUAAGGCCCAUUCUGGACGCCACGACGUGCUUCUCCGUCGGGCCCGGCGCGGGGGACCAGCCGCUACACCGCGACGACUCGCUGCACCACAACAUUCUAUCCGAGAUUGCGUCGGCCGAGGCGUACAAUGUCGGCCGCGACGAUAUUGUAGCCAUGUUUAUUGCGGGCACCGACACGACCGAGGCAAACGGCGCGACGAGACUGAUCCCAAAAUCGCAUCUGUGGGGAAUGGACGCCAUGCCGCAGGAAAAGGACGCCUUCCACGUCGAGUUACACGCCGGGGAUGGCCUCAUCAUGCUGGGGAGCUGCUUUCACGGCGGCAGUGCCAACACGACCGCUGACGAAUAUCGCCUGGUAUUUGCGGCUUUCAUGACAAAGGGAAUCAAUCGCACGGAAGAAAACCACUUUUUGGCCAACUCGCUCGACGACUUCAAGAAAUAUAGCAGAGAGAUUCAGAACAUUGCUGGGUUUAGAAUGGGGCCCCUUGGAUGGGUCGACUUUAGAGAUCCAAAGCACUUGUUGGCCGAUGAUCCAGCGCUUUGCCCGCCUGGCUAUAACGAAGAUAUUUGA
Messenger RNA from Cordyceps fumosorosea ARSEF 2679, 927 nucleotides. RefSeq names its product phytanoyl-CoA dioxygenase family protein. The record is from RefSeq and is a predicted model, not a curated record. The transcript has 2 exons. The coding region runs from base 1 to 927 and encodes 308 amino acids. NCBI's taxonomy places the organism in Eukaryota, Fungi, Ascomycota, Sordariomycetes, Hypocreales, Cordycipitaceae.